AUGCAUCUCAGUGACUGUAGUUAUUGUUGGUCGCUCCCACCAGUUGGGCGGCUACCGGCACUCAAAGAACUCUGUAUAGAAAGAAUGAAGUUUGUGAAGACGAUUAGCGUUGAAUUCUAUGGCAAAAAUGGAGGUUAUCUGACUCAGCCAUUUCAAUCUCUAGAGAAGCUGGAGUUUAGGGAGAUGCCGGAGUGGGAGGAAUGGGUGCCAAGUGGAAGUGCAAGUGGGAGGAAUUGUCCAACGCUGUCGUCGUUCCCUAAAGAUGGCCUAGCCACUACGUUGACAUGGCUUUCUAUACACAAUUGUAGGAGAUUAGAAUUCCUACGUCAUGGGAUGUUGGCCAAAUUAACCUCGCUUGACUAUUUGGGCAUACUGAAUAGCUGUGAUUCAAUGAGGUUCUUCCCGUUGGGAAUUUUUCCCAAAUUGACGAAGGUUCAAAUUUGGGAUUGUGAGAAUCUGGAAUCCCUUUCCUUGGAAGAAGAACGAGCUGUUGAGAAUCUUAGCCAUCUCAAUUACUUGGAUGUCCGUCGAUGUCCAGAUCUGGUGUGUUUUUACGAGGGAGAAUUGCCCACUCCCAACUUGAGUCACUUUGAAGUCGGUGAAUGCGAGAAUUUGAAGUCAUUGCCCGAACGCCUUCACACCCUCACAGCCCUUCGAGAUUUGUGGAUAUGGAGUCUUCUGAAUCUGGAGUCAUUUGCAGAAGAUGGGGGUUUGCCUCCCAACCUCCGACAUUUGAGCAUUGGGAAUUGUGAGAGACUGAGGGCUUCAUCAGUGGGAGAGUACUGGGGUUUGCAAGCACUUGUCUCCCUUGAACAAUUUUCUAUCAGUGGAAGUGACCAUGUCUUGGAGAUGUUGCUCAAGGAACAGCUGCUCCCUACAACUCUUCAUACUCUCAGCAUCUCUUCAACUCUGAAAUCUUUGGACGGAAAGGGUCUUGGACGUCUCACUUCUCUUCAAGUGCUAGAAAUUGGAUUGUGUCCAAGUCUGGAAUUCCUGCCAGAAGAGGGUUUGCCGCCAUUUCUUUCUCAUCUGCGUAUCUUCUUUUGCCCUGCCCUGGAGAAAAGGUGUAAGAAUAAGACGGGACAAGAUUGGGCCAAGAUAUCUCACAUUCCUAGCAUCGCGAUAGGCAACGAAGUGAUCAUAAAAUAUGAGCUAGUCCAUAUUUCACUCUCAACCCUCAACUCUCAAAUCAAACUCAGGUCAAGUAUGUGCCUGUUCUUCUUCUAA
This is a messenger RNA of Prunus armeniaca (apricot), 1227 nucleotides long. The record is from the annotation of a GenBank genome assembly. Lineage: Eukaryota; Viridiplantae; Streptophyta; Magnoliopsida; Rosales; Rosaceae.